This is a messenger RNA of Peronospora matthiolae, 315 nucleotides long. NCBI's taxonomy places the organism in Eukaryota, Oomycota, Peronosporomycetes, Peronosporales, Peronosporaceae. The record is from the annotation of a GenBank genome assembly.
AUGCGUCAACCCGAAACCUUGAAAAUUGAUAGCUCAAGGCACAAGGGAACCGAUGAAGAUUCCCUUUUGAGACGGUUCGUCGAGUUGGACGAUGCCAUCAGGGCCCGUCUCAUCGAGGGUGACGAGAUGCAAGUCACCUUCACCCUGUCAAAUUUGACGGGACGAGCAAAGACUUGGGCCUUAGGACUCAAGCUUCACGACCUAAACGUGUUUGAGUUGCUGGAGAUCUUGAAGCCUCGGCUCAAAGAGACGUUUGAGCCGCCGAGAGCCGAGUUCAGAGCACGCUCUGCACUCUUGAGGCUAAAACAAGGUUAG